Messenger RNA from Quercus robur (English oak), 2747 nucleotides. Its product is annotated as cyclin-A1-1-like. Lineage: Eukaryota; Viridiplantae; Streptophyta; Magnoliopsida; Fagales; Fagaceae. The record is from RefSeq and is a predicted model, not a curated record. Gene Ontology annotation, cellular component: nucleus; cytoplasm; cyclin-dependent protein kinase holoenzyme complex. Gene Ontology annotation, biological process: mitotic cell cycle phase transition; regulation of cyclin-dependent protein serine/threonine kinase activity. The transcript is spliced from 12 exons. Gene Ontology annotation, molecular function: cyclin-dependent protein serine/threonine kinase regulator activity. Bases 975 to 2477 code for a protein of 500 amino acids.
GCUCUCUCUUUUCUUUUGUAGUGAAUUUUUCAUAGCUUAAUUUUUCUGGGUUAUUGUGAUUUUGUGGUCUCUGUAUUUGGGAUUUUUUGUUUGGGAAUUUUCUGUUAUUUUGUUGUGUGGAUUCUUGCAGGAAUUGGUUGUGUGGAUUAUGUGGUCUCUGUAUUGGAAAUUUUCUGUUACUUUGUUGUGUGGAUUCUGUGCACUCUGUAUUGGGAAUUUUCUGUUUGCAGGGAUUGGUUGUGUGGAUUAUGUGGGCUCUGAAUUGAGAAUUUUCUAUUUGCAGAAAUUUAUUGUCUGGAUUAUGUGAUUUCUGUAAUUUGUGUGGAUUAUGUGAUUUCUGGAUUAUGUGAUUUCUGUAAUUUGGAAAAACACACAAAACAAAGAUGGAAUAUUGCUAUAUUGCUAAAAAUGGUUAUAACAGCUAUUAAUAACCCACAAAAGAAUAGGACACAGUGGGGUCAUGUUGUUGAAGAUAUUAAAAAAGCCAGCUCUUGGUUCCAAACUUGUAGCUUCGGUCAUGUCUACAGGGAGGGGAAUAGUUUAGCCCAUUCUCUAGCUAAAAGAGCAGUUUUAUCUGCUGAUUUAGAUGUGUGGUUAGAAGAACUACCACAGGAUUUAAUUGAUGUAUUUCAAUCUGAUUUACCUUAAUAAAAUUGACUUACCUAUUCCUCAAAAAAAAAAAAAAAAAACCAUUAUUAAAAUCACACUCAAAACACUCACUGAAACGCUCUCUCUUCUUCUUCUCUCUCUGCAAAACCCUCAAAAAAUCCAAGAAUUCUUCAAAGACUCUCUUUGAAGACUUGGACUUUGUUUCUCUGUGUGAAAAUUGAAACAGGUCUUGAGUUUUUUUGUUUAGCUUUGUUGCUUUCUUGUUCCUGAGCUAAAAGAACAAGGGUGAGCUAGAGAGAGUGUGUGAGUGUGAGAGAGGAAAGAGAGGUUCUUGGAGUCAAACUGUGAACUGGGUUUGAUUCAAAAUGUCGACCCAGAAUCGCCGUUCGUCGUUUUCUUCAUCAACAUCUUCGUCUUUGGCGAAGCGACAAGCCUCGUCUUCGACAUUGGAGAAUCCCGGAAAGGCCACGAUGAUUGCACCUCGCUUGGCCAAGAAGCGAGCUCCACUUAGUAACAUCACCAAUGUCAAGAAUGUGGCUCACAUUGUUUCACGGAGCUCCGUUCCCUCUUCUACUUUGAUGCCAUCUGCAACUAAAAGUGCCAAGGCAAAGAAGGCACCCUCUGCUAGCGCCGGUAGCACGGCGUUUUCCAGGACCAAUUUUCCUGCAUCCUUGAAUGUUAAAUCAAGUGUACUUGUUCCUUGUAGCAAGGUUACAUCUUUCCCUAGAAGUAAUGAAACUGUCCCUAGCACAGCUGCUGUUCCUGCAUCUUGCAGCAUGGAUGUUUCUCCAAGUAAAUCAGAUGGACUUUCAGUUUCUUUGGAUGAGACAAUGUCUACUUGUGAGUCUUACAAGAGUCCUGAAGUUGAAUACAUUGACAACAAUGAUCUUCCAGCAGUUGAUUCUAUCAACAGAAAGACAUUAAGCAACCUCUACAUUUCAGACCAUGAAGAAAAAACAGGAAAUAUCUGCAAUAGAGAUGUCCUUGCAGAGAUGGAUACAGAUGAUAAAAUUGUUAAUGUUGAUAACAAUUACAUGGAUCCACAGCUUUGUGCAACCAUUGCUUGUGAUAUUUACCAGCACUUGCGUGCCUCUGAGGCAAAGAAAAGGCCUUCCACAGACUUCAUGGACAAAAUUCAAAAGGACAUCAAUGCCAGCAUGCGUGCAAUAUUAAUUGAUUGGCUUGUGGAGGUGGCUGAAGAGUACAGGCUCGUACCUGACACAUUAUAUUUGACCGUAAACUACAUAGACCGGUAUCUUUCAGGGAAUUUGAUGAAUAGGCAACGGUUACAGUUACUUGGUGUUGCGUGCAUGAUGAUUGCCUCCAAAUAUGAGGAGAUUUGUGCACCCCAGGUAGAAGAGUUCUGUUACAUAACUGAUAACACAUAUUUCAAGGAAGAGGUUUUGCAAAUGGAAUCUGCAGUUUUGAACUACUUGAAGUUUGAAAUGACAGCACCAACAGCUAAAUGUUUCUUAAGGCGAUUUGUUCGUGCUGCUCAAGGAAUAAAUGAGAUUCCAUCAUUGCAGUUGGAGUGCUUAGCCAACUACAUUGCAGAAUUAUCUCUCUUGGAGUACAGUAUGCUUUGCUAUGCUCCAUCACUUAUAGCUGCUUCAGCAAUUUUCUUGGCCAAUUAUUUUCUUUUCCCUUCAAAGAGACCAUGGAAUUCCACCUUGCAGCAUUACACACUUUACCAGCCUUCUGAUUUGUGUGACUGUGUCAAGGAUCUCCAUCGCCUGUGCUGCGAUAGCCAUAAUUCUAGUUUACCUGCUAUCAGGGAGAAAUACAGUCAGCAUAAGUACAAAUAUGUGGCGAAGAAGUAUUGCCCCCCUACAUUACCUCCAGAGUUUUUCCACAGUUUAAGUCACUAGACAUUUGGAUUCCUGGUCCAAUGCUACAGUUGGAUAUAGACUUGACAUCAGUUCACGGAUACUAGCAGCUAGUUGGUUCCAAGCAAUGGAAUAUUUUCUUUUUCUUUUUCUUUUCUUCUGCCAUUUUGUAUAAUGUCUUCUUUUUCACGAUUUCAUUGUUAAUGUAGUACGUUAGUAUUUUUGUGCAUACUGUCGGGGGUUCUGCUGAUUCCACUGUUUCAGUGAAAUGUAAACUCCAAAUGUUGUAUGAUAUGCCUUCUUUCUUUCCCA